Molecule: messenger RNA, 2457 nt
Organism: Ostrea edulis (European flat oyster)
Lineage: Eukaryota; Metazoa; Mollusca; Bivalvia; Ostreida; Ostreidae
Exons: 13
Coding region: 402-1817 (471 amino acids)
Source: RefSeq, a predicted model, not a curated record
AUCUAAUUAUAGACACAAUCGAGUUCGGGGGGGGGGGGGGGGGGGGGGGGGGGGGGGGGGGGGGGGAGGAGAGAAGCAGGACCGUGGCCAUGUACGUAUAUUUCGCUUGUCUAAAGUGCUGGAUUGUUUUCUUCUGAUCUGACGAAUGUACAUCAGUCGUGGAUACGGAACAGCUGCAGAAUGAAGUGUAAAAAAGAGCGUCGACACAAAACCAACAAUCGUUGUGUAAUAUAAAUAGCAGUAAAUGGUGGCAGUGGUAUCUAGGCUAUGACAACAUCAGAGCGGACUUGUCCUGGCUCAUGCUCAUGAUUGUUUAUCUGUUUGUAGCAACGGAGGUUUUAUUGUAAACUGUCGAGGUAUUCCGAUUGAAAAUCGAAACUGAAAGUAGAGAACCUCUUCAUAUGGCCUAUAUGGCGGACUGCAAUUUUGACGAUGUUAUUGACUACAUUACUUCUAAGCUAGAAGGUAAUCCUAUAUGCAAGGAUGUACGACAGCAUUUGAUGUCUAUAUCAUCUACAGCAGAUCUAAGGGAAAACCAACGAGCCACAGAGAGCUGGUUGAGAUGGGCCAGACAUGAGAAUCACUUGAAGGUCAUUAGCGCUGGAAUACCUAUUGGGGUCCUUCCCAGUGGACUGGAAGGGGAGAUCAUUGAUGUCAAAGUGUUCACCAAGCGAGGACCAGAUGAUGCUAUCUAUGACAAGAACAGGGAAAUCAGAAAACGGGUGGCACGUGGGAACAGCUUUCUACAUAUAGACAAGGGUCCAGAGUCAGGCACGCGAUGUGUUCUCCAAGCCAUGAAGAAAUUUACUGGGGGGUUGGGGGACGAUGAUGAUAGGGACAUGGGCGAUAAUUUGGUCUGGAAAAAAUAUUUCACAAGGCCUAUAGAAGAAGCUGCUAAAGUCAUAGCAACAAAAAAAGCCAAUGGAGAGGCUGCUCACCUUAGCUGUUGCAUGAUUGCUGGAGAGUAUGUCAUGUGUGGUGGAUCCAAGAAUGUACACAUGAUGUUCAGGAAAAAAGAUGAUAUUAAGAGGUAUGCAGAAGCAAGAUUUCGUAUAGCUAGAGAAGUGUGCGAGACAGUUGUUGACUCAUUAGACCAAAUGGAAGAGGAAACUAAAAACAGGUUGCUGAAGUUCAUGGCCUGGAGUGGUUACACAGCAGUUUUUGAGAUCCUGUCCCCUGAUCAUCAACAUAUUGUGGAUCUCUCUGGUCUCUCUGGACCAGAGCUUAAAUUCAUCACAUGGACCAAGUUUGAUUUAAAUCCAAAGGAUGAUGACUGUUUAGGAGCCAUUCCACCUCACAUUGGAAUAGAGAUUGCCAAUGCUCUGGGACUAUCGGGCGUAUCGUAUGAUAUUAUAUCUACCUCCGAUUUAGAUACCAGGAUGAAGGCGAUAAGACAAGGAUAUGAUUAUGAGGGAGAAGUCCUUUAUUUCAUGGACGAACAGGGAGAAGUUAUUGGACUCCUGAAGAAGAAGACUGUUUGGUAUAUCAUGUGUCGAGCUAUUCGUGAAAAAUUACGAUCUGCUUGUGUGACAAAGGAAAAGCAAUCUGAAGCAUUUUCUUUACCCAGGGUCCAAAAUAAGAUGGAGAGUAGAAUACAUGAGAUUCAGAAAUGGCUGUCACUUGAUGAUGAAACAAUAGAGAACUGGAAGAAUCUUGCAAACAAGUUUUUAUGCUGGACAUUGCACAAGUUUGAAACCGACUUUACGUGGGAUAACAUCAUUGACAAGUACCCCAUAACAUGGAAACAGUUCAUAAAGGAGAACAAUGAAACUGACAGAAUAGGUGUGAAAUGUUAUGAAGCAUCCCUCAAGAAAUGAAAGCAUCUAGGAAAAUUUACAGCAGCAUCGAUGCUUGACUUUAUUGCAACACUGAAGGAUGGUCCUCAGUUUCAGCUACAACAGAGCUCUGCACAUUCUGAAGACGGAAGUAUCUUUCCCAUAGGAAACCCAGAUAUAAGUAUCCUUAAUGCUGUAGGACUAAUACAUUGUAAUCUCUCCAAACCAUUCACCGUUACAGGACUGCAAUACAUUCAAACUCCAAUUUUUCCUUUUUGUGGUGAAAAAUCUGGAAUUGGAAGCUAUUUUACCACAAUUGUCUUACGUAAUUAUUUAGAGGCAAUAUGAUUUUAAACAAUUUUUCGUAUUUUCUUUUAUUAAUGUAUACAAAGUUUCUUCUUAAUAGACCAGAGAAAUACUUUUUAAACCUGAUGUUUGAACAUUUUUUAAUCAGUAUAAAUUUUUGCUCUUUCCAUUCGAGUAUUGAAGACUGUGAUAAUUUUUUCCCUUUUAUUUCUCAUUUUACAUUACUCUGGUCGUAAUAUGUAUAUUUGUUUUAUGAUAUACAAUAAGAUACUAAAAUGUUAUUUUACCUUUCUUAUGAACUAUACUUUGUUUUAUCUUUUAUGUCAUAAAAGUAUUCAAAUCUAUGUGCUUUUGAUUAAAGGUUUUACAACAUUAA